AUGUAUCACUCCCAGUACUGGAGCACUAUACAAGAACGUGGUUUUCGAACUAAGCGAACAGGUACCGGUGGAAUAGGAGGGCAUCCGGGGAGUUCGAAAGGUGCUGAUAAGACCAAAUGGAAUAUGUUCGCCGACAUGUUUAAUCCUGUAAAGAAAAAGGAAGAUGUGGCUGAAGGAUGGAAUCAUUACGAUACAGAGCUGAAAAAAUUGCCGGAAACGCACCAGAAGACAUAUACUGAUGGAUUCGUGAAAGGUUUACUCGCCUCAAAAACUACACCCCAUCCUACCCCGAAGAAAUCGAAUACACUCACUCGAUUUUAUAUCUUUCUUGUAGCUUGCAUUCUGAUAGGAUACUUGAUGGGCGGUUGGUUUUUAUCAGCAGCAUACACUUUCACCACAUUUUUAUCCUGA
Messenger RNA from Cylicostephanus goldi, 411 nucleotides. NCBI's taxonomy places the organism in Eukaryota, Metazoa, Nematoda, Chromadorea, Rhabditida, Strongylidae. The record is from the annotation of a GenBank genome assembly.